Molecule: messenger RNA, 1534 nt
Organism: Fragaria vesca subsp. vesca
Lineage: Eukaryota; Viridiplantae; Streptophyta; Magnoliopsida; Rosales; Rosaceae
Product: cysteine proteinase 15A-like
Exons: 3
Coding region: 49-1146 (365 amino acids)
Cellular component (GO): lysosome
Molecular function (GO): cysteine-type endopeptidase activity
Source: RefSeq, a predicted model, not a curated record
CAUUAUAUCCCCCCACUCCCUUCCCCACACUCAACUCACUCACAAACAAUGGAUCAUCAUCUCCUCCUCCUCUCUCUCCUUCUCCUCCUCUCCUCCGCCGUCGCCUCCACCGUAACCGACGCCGGCGAUCCUCUCAUACGACAAGUCGUACCGGGCGCGGCCGAGGAUGACGAGCUCCUCCACGCGGAGCGUCACUUCUCGAACUUCAAAGCCACGUUCGGAAAGAGCUACGCGAGCCAGGAGGAGCACGACUACAGGUUCGGCGUAUUCAAGGCCAACCUCCGCCGGGCGAAGAGGCACCAGGGGCUGGACCCCACCGCCGUGCACGGUGUCACGAAAUUCUCCGAUCUCACUCCCAAGGAGUUUCGCCGGAAUUUCCUCGGGCUUAAGAAGCGUCGACUUCGGUUACCGGCCGACGCUAACAAGGCGCCGAUCCUUCCGACGAAUGAUCUUCCCACCGAGUUUGACUGGCGCGAGAAAGGUGCCGUCACGCCGGUGAAGGACCAGGGUGCAUGUGGAUCAUGCUGGUCGUUUAGUGCGGCCGGAGCACUGGAAGGAGCUCAUUAUUUGACAACAGGGGAGCUUGUGAGUCUGAGUGAGCAGCAGCUUGUGGACUGUGAUCAUGAGUGUGAUCCAGAAGAAUAUGGUUCGUGUGACUCUGGCUGUAGUGGUGGACUAAUGACCAAUGCCUUUGAGUACGCACUCAAGGCUGGGGGUUUGGAGCAAGAGAAAGACUACCCUUACACUGGGACAGAUCGCGGUACCUGCAAAUUUGACAAGAGCAAAGUUGUUGCUACUGUCUCCAACUUCAGCGUUGUUUCACUUGACGAAGAUCAAAUUGCUGCAAAUUUGGUCCACAAUGGCCCUCUUGCAAUUGGCAUCAAUGCAGUGUUCAUGCAAACAUACAUUGGGGGAGUCUCAUGCCCUUAUAUCUGCGGAAAAAAUCAUCUGGAUCAUGGGGUGCUUCUGGUGGGUUACGGCUCCUCUGGCUACGCUCCAAUCCGAUUCAAGGAGAAGCCUUACUGGAUCAUAAAGAAUUCAUGGGGACAGAGUUGGGGAGAGGAAGGGUAUUACAAGAUAUGCAGGGGUCGUAAUGUGUGUGGGGUGGAUAGCAUGGUCUCUACUGUUGCUGCUAUGCACACAUGAAAGCAGAACCAUUAGGAAAUGAAGGAGUUUAUUUACUGUAUUAGACUCUUUUUUUUUGGUUCAAGAAUUAUUUGCUGUAUUAGACAUUUAGACUCGUGGGGCUAUUGUACAUGUAAUCCUAUGAUCUCCUAGAUGAUAAUUUCAGGAGAAUCUGUAAUAAGUCUGGUUGUCUUAUGUUGAACUUGUAUAGUAAUAGACUCUUGUGAUAAUUGUGUCAUUUUUACUAGGGUAUGAUAUUUUAAGCUUAUGCUAUGAACUUGGAGUAUUAUAUGCAGGUGCCUGAGUUCUUCACCCUAGUCCCCAGCUUCCCAUCUCUUGGAUUAAAAGUUUAGCCCAGGACGAUCUUAAUGAUUUUUGUGGGCUUAUUUCGGUGGUGACUGGUCCUUUU